Messenger RNA from Fusarium keratoplasticum, 1185 nucleotides. Its product is annotated as Cellulase. Gene Ontology annotation, molecular function: cellulase activity; cellulose binding. Gene Ontology annotation, biological process: carbohydrate metabolic process. The record is from RefSeq and is a predicted model, not a curated record. Lineage: Eukaryota; Fungi; Ascomycota; Sordariomycetes; Hypocreales; Nectriaceae. The coding region runs from base 1 to 1185 and encodes 394 amino acids. Gene Ontology annotation, cellular component: extracellular region. The transcript is spliced from 2 exons.
AUGCGAUCCUCUACUCUUAUUGCCCUGGUCGGCCCUCUCGCCGUGCACGCCGCUUCUGGAAACGGCCACUCGACUCGAUACUGGGACUGCUGCAAGCCUUCUUGCUCUUGGAGCGGCAAGGCCUCCGUCAGCGCUCCCGCCUUGACCUGCGACAAGAACGAUAACCCCAUCUCUGAUGCCAACGCCAAGAGCGGUUGUGAUGGCGGUUCUGCUUUCGCCUGCACCAACUACUCUCCCUUCGCCGUCAACGACAACCUCGCCUACGGUUUCGCUGCCACCAAACUCGCUGGAGGCUCCGAGUCUACCUGGUGCUGCGCUUGCUAUGCUCUCACCUUCACUACUGGUCCCGUGAAGGGCAAGACCAUGGUUGUCCAGUCCACCAACACCGGAGGCGACCUCGGUGAGAACCACUUCGAUCUCCAGAUGCCCGGUGGUGGUGUCGGUAUCUUCGAUGGCUGCUCCUCCCAGUUCGGCGGCAGCGGCCUCGGCGGUGCUCAGUACGGUGGUAUCUCUUCCCGAAGCGACUGCGACAAGUUCCCCGAGCUCCUCAAGGACGGUUGCUACUGGCGUUUCGACUGGUUCCAGAACGCCGACAACCCCGACUUCACCUUUGAGCAGGUCCAGUGCCCCAAGGCUCUCACCGACAUCAGCGGCUGCGUCCGCAACGACGACUCGAGCUUCCCUGCUUACAAGGGCGACACCUCGUCCUCCGGCAGCACCGGUGGCAGCAAGGCCUCCACCUCCAAGGCUGCCGUCCAGUCCCAGAAGACUCAGGCCCCCGCCACUGAGCAGAAGUCCACCAAGGUCCAGCAGCCCUCUAACCCCCAGACCCAGGUCCAGAACUCUGCUUCCAACCCUCAGAAGACUCAGGUCCAGAACUCUGCUUCUAAGCCCCAGCAGACCCAAGCUCCCGUGAAAGAGCCUGCGACUCCCAAGACCACCAAGGUCGGUGCCUCCAAGACCCGAUCUGGCUGCUCCGUCCCCAAGAAGACUAAACAGACUGCUCAGGCCACCGCCAAGGCCUCGGCCACCAAGUCGGCUCCCGCCACCGCUCAGUCCGCCGUCGCUGCCUGGUACCAGUGCGGCGGUUCCAAGUCCGCCUACCCCAACGGCAACCUCCCCUGUGCUUCCGGCAGCACCUGCGUCCAGCACAACGAGUACUACGCUCAGUGCGUCCCCAACUAA